GGAGGCCAACAGCGAGGCCCUCAAGACCCCGUUCUGAUUCCCUUCUGCUCCGCCCCGUGAUGGCAACUUCCAUGCUCUUCUCCCACCUCCGUCGCUCUCGCGCCUCCUCCCUCCUUCCCACUCUCUCCGCCGCGAGUCUCUCUCACUUCCUCCCCAACCCUCACCCUAACCCAAUCCCUCUCUUCCUACCUCCUCACCCCUCUCACACUCGCAAGCCUCUCGCUUUUCUCCACCUCUUGCUCUCCCGUCCUUUUUCCUCUCGUUCAGCCGACGCCGAUCACUCCGAGUUCGGCCGAAUCGCUGGUGAUUCGGCCGCCGAUCCCGCGACCGAGUUGGAGCUUAUAAAUGUAGGGCUUGGUGGUGAAGUUGCGCAGGGACUGCCCGAUGUUACUGUCGACGAUUCCAUUCUUCCGGUUCGUGCCAUGAUUUCGAUGCUCGAUGGCUUCCACGACCUCACUGGACUGCCCUGGUGGAUAGUUAUUGCUUCCUCCACUCUGGCUCUUAGAGUUGCACUGCUCCCAGUACUAAUAUUGCAACUUAACAAGUUGAAAAAGAUUGGAGAUUUAUUCCCUAAAUUGCCUCCUCCAUUGCCACCACCUAUGUCAGGAAGGAGUUAUAUUGAUCAAAUUUCACUAUUCCGGAAGGAAAGAAGAGCAAUUGGAUGCCCCUCAUUUUUAUGGUUCCUUUCAUACUUCUCCAUCCAGGUACCAUGCUUUUUCUUGUGGAUGACUAGUGUUCGGAGAAUGUCACUGGAUCAUCAUCCUGGUUUUGAUUGUGGUGGUGCUUUAUGGUUCCAGAAUUUGACUGAAUUCCCACAUGGUAUUUCAGGCCCCAUCUUUCCUUUAUUGAUAGCUGGCUUGCACUAUGCUAAUGUUCAGGUUUCUUUUGGGGCAACUUCAGUUGGAAAAAUGACUGGCGUCUUUGGCUUAUUAGCAAAAUACUACAAAUUCUACUUGGAGUUUUUGACUCUGCCUCUAUUUUUUAUUGGUUACUGCAUUCCUCAGGGAAGUCUAGUCUAUUGGCUUACCAAUAGUUCGUUAACCAUCAUUCAGCAAUUAUCUCUCAGACAUCCUGCUGUUCGUGCAAAAUUGGGGUUACCAGACAAAGGUGCUCCAACUGCAGCUGGGAAUUCUGGAGAAACUGCUGCUCCUGGAAUAACAUCCACCGACUCCCCCACAAAGCAGCGCCAAAUUUCUGUGAAGAACUUACAUCCUAAAGAAUUGCUCGCUCUCUCAGUCCAGCUCUUAUCAAAUGGGAAAAAAGAAAGAGCGAUUCCUUUGCUACGAUUGGCACUAGACAAGGAUCCUGAAUACGUCAGAGCUUUGAUCGUUAUGGGGCAGACUCUAUUGCAGAAUGGGCAGCCUGCAGAAGCUACUGAAUACUUAGAGCGUGCUAUUUCCAAGCUGUUCCUUGCUGGUGAUCCAACAGAGGCCGAGUAUGCUGAACUUUUAAUUCUUUCAUCUCAGUGGGCUGGUGUCGCUUGUUUACGGCAGGGGAAGAGUGCAGAAGGAAUGGUGCACCUGGAAAGAGUUGGAAGGUUGAAAGAGCCAGAGGAAGCAAGGAUCAAAGCCCAUUAUUUUGAUGGUAUUGUAUUGCUUGCAAGUGCAUUAUACAACGAAGGAAGAAAAGCUGAAGCUGCAAACUAUCUACGCAUGGCUGCAGCUUAUAAUCCUGCUUACAACGAAUACUUGGAGCAGUGUGAAAAUGAUGAGGACAAUUUUGUCAGUGAUCUUACCAGCAGUAGGAGAAAAGAUUAUUGAAUUUCAAUUUUUGUAUGAGAUAAUUUAUCAUUGAUUUGUAUAUUUGAUAGAAUAAACCAUAAGCUCUGGCAGUGCUCUACUUUGAUGUGUUUUGAUUUAAAUCAUGUGAGCAUCGAUUUUGCAAAAAAUAGUCUAAUAGGUUCUCUAUUACACUAUUACUUCCCUAAACAUUGUAAAUGCUAGUGUUGUUCAUUGGUACCA
Corylus avellana is the source of this 1961-nucleotide messenger RNA. RefSeq names its product ALBINO3-like protein 2, chloroplastic. The record is from RefSeq and is a predicted model, not a curated record. NCBI's taxonomy places the organism in Eukaryota, Viridiplantae, Streptophyta, Magnoliopsida, Fagales, Betulaceae. Gene Ontology annotation, biological process: protein insertion into mitochondrial inner membrane from matrix. Gene Ontology annotation, molecular function: membrane insertase activity; protein binding. Gene Ontology annotation, cellular component: mitochondrial inner membrane.